AUGGCUCAUACCAUUCCCGAAGUAAGAAAAAGCUACAUAAAUGGCCAAUGGACAACCUCAUCCUCCAACCAAACCUUCCCCGCCUACAACCCAUCAACAACAACCCAAAUCGGCACCUCCGACCUCACCCCCACAGACACCACUAACGCCAUAACCGCCGCCCAAAAAGCCUUCCAAACCUACCGACACACCCCCGUCCACACACGCGCCCACCACCUCCGCACCUGGCACUCCCUCCUCCUCACCCACAAAACCGACCUAGCAACACUCCUCACCCUCGAGAACGGCAAACCCUACGCGGAAGCCCUCGCCGAAAUAACCUACGCUGCGUCCUUCCUCGCCUGGUUCGCCGAAGAAGCACCCCGGACUUACGGCGACACCAUCCCCGUCUCCGUACCAGGAACAAUGGUCCUCACGGUCCGCGAACCAGUCGGCGUCUGCGGCCUCAUCACACCCUGGAACUUCCCCGCGGCGAUGGUAGCCCGGAAGAUUGGGCCCGCGCUCGCGGCGGGGUGUAGCGUUGUGGUGAAGAGUGCGGCUGAGACGCCGUUUACGGCGAAUGCAAUGGUGGAGUUAGCAUCUAGGGCUGGGAUUCCGGACGGUGUGGUGAAUGUUGUUACGGCGGGGGUGAAUACGGUGGGUGUCGGGCGGGUUCUUGCUAGCCAUGACGAUGUGCGGAAGGUGUCGUUUACGGGGUCGACGGGGGUGGGAAAGGUGCUUAUGGGAUUGGCGGCGGGGGGUAUGAAGCGGGGGUCGUGGGAGCUGGGGGGCAUUGCGCCGAGGCGGUUGAGGGGCUUGUUGCGUCGAAGUUUAGGGGGGGGUGGGCAGACUUGUGUUUGUGCGAAUCGGGUUUAUGUGCAGCGCGGGGUUUAUGGGGAGUUUGCGGAGAGGUUGGUGGAGAGGAUUAAGGGGUUGAGGGUGGGGGAUGGGUUUGGGGAAGGGGUGACAAUUGAGCCGUUGGUUCAUGGGCGGGCGGUUGAGAAGGUUAUGGCGCAUGUUGAAGAUGCGAAGGCGAAGGGGGCGAGGGUUUUGUUUGGUGGUAGGAGGAUGGAAGAGUUGGGUCCGAAUUUUGUGCAGCCUACGGUCUUGGUGGAUAUGACGGGCGAUAUGAGGCUGGCAUCGGAGGAGACGUUUGGUCCUGUUGCGGCUCUUUUCCCCUUUGACUCGGAGGAGGAGGUUAUCCGCGAGGCAAAUCGGUGUGAGGUUGGUUUGGCGGCGUAUAUCUAUACGGGGAGUACGAGCAGACUCUUCCGGGUGGCUGAGGCGCUGGAGGUUGGGAUGGUGGGUGCUAAUACGGGCAUCAUUAGCAAUGUGGCAGCUCCGUUCGGUGGAGUCAAGGAGAGCGGGUUUGGAAGAGAGGGUAGUAAGUAUGGCAUAGACGAGUUUACUCACAUCAAAACUAUUACGAUUGGGGGUCUCGCAUAG
This is a messenger RNA of Aspergillus alliaceus, 1425 nucleotides long. Its product is annotated as NAD-dependent succinate-semialdehyde dehydrogenase. The transcript has 5 exons. The record is from RefSeq and is a predicted model, not a curated record. Lineage: Eukaryota; Fungi; Ascomycota; Eurotiomycetes; Eurotiales; Aspergillaceae. Gene Ontology annotation, molecular function: succinate-semialdehyde dehydrogenase (NAD+) activity. The coding region runs from base 1 to 1425 and encodes 474 amino acids.